Molecule: messenger RNA, 1581 nt
Organism: Solea senegalensis (Senegalese sole)
Lineage: Eukaryota; Metazoa; Chordata; Actinopteri; Pleuronectiformes; Soleidae
Product: MANSC domain-containing protein 4-like
Exons: 3
Coding region: 1-1209 (402 amino acids)
Source: RefSeq, a predicted model, not a curated record
AUGAACGUCACAUGGGGUUUGCUCACGGUUCUGAGUGUGGUGUGUCACACUGAGUCGAGGUGCUCACCCACGGCUUAUUAUAAAAACUGCUGGAUCCGCCGCUUCCCGGGAAUUUUCAUCGACAUCGAGGAGUCACAGCGGAGAGGAGCUCAGCUCCUCAAUAAUUACCAGGAGGAGACGGCGCUGAAAUGCAGCCGCACCUGUUGCCUCACCAGAAACUUCUCCUGUAACUUGGCCAUUUUUCAUUAUGAUGCCGCUCAAGAGAACAUCAACUGUUUCCACCUGCACUGUCCAACUCUGGAGAGCUGCAUCCUCAGCCACAGAGGAAACGUUGUCCUCUACAAUGUUACUAAGGGUGUGGAUCCUGACCUGCUUGUGUUUGGAAAGUAUUUUACGUCCAACGUGCGCUUGUUACCCCACAUCUUCAGUCGGGCCAACGUCUCGGAGCCGCUGCCGUCGGACAAACGCCACUUCUUACACCCGCCUCCACCUGCUGCCCUGCCUCCAACGCCUGCUCCCACCGUCAAAGCGAACACCACAGCGAGCGAGGCGCUCAGCACCGCUGGUGCUUCUAUGCUGCACAGCCCAAAUCGUCCUUCCACAACUACAUCUGUUUUUACUUCCAUUUCACCUACUGCUCUCACAGACCUGUGGAGCCACAUGCAAACAACCCCUCCAGCCACCACUGCCACCACCUCCACCACCAAUGCUCCUGCAUCCAGCUUUAUGACAUCAUCUUCAACCAUCACUGACACUUCCCUCAGCAGGAGCAAUCCUGACACAAAUCCUGUAUUUUCCACGACAACUGCACAGCCCUUCACAUCCACCGCUCCCCAACCUGACACCACCAGUUCCUCUCAGUCCGCCACCAGCUCUCCAACCACCACAGCUAGUACGGACCUCACAGAGGUCAGCAAGCAAUACCCUAAUGACACAAAGGACACAGUGGGGAGGAACCACACUAUAGGUGAUGAGGGAGUCAGUGGAGAGGAUAUUUCAGAGGGACCUGGGUGGCACGCAGCCGCUCAUACUUUACUGGUUGCAGUGGCCGCUUGUAUCACAAUUCUGCUCAGUUGCUGUUGCUCCAUUCUGCUGGUGGUGAGCUGGAGGGGUCAGAGAAAGAGGAUGGGACGCUAUCGAACGUCAUGGAGAGGAAAAAGAGGCUCCAUGCGCCUGAUAAAGUACGUGCUCGUCAGAGAGACGUCCUGAAAGGAACAAAUAUACCAAACUAAAUUUUUCUUCUUGUUUUACAUGGUUUUUAUUCUUGUGAAACCAUAGUUUUUGCAGAAAAAUAUUCAGCUUGUAAGAAGAUAAAAACUUGCAUUGCUUUCUUUUAAGCACAUAGAAAUGAAAAUAGUUACUGUAAACUGAUGCAGUGAUAAUAUAUUUGAACAGAGCAUGCAUUUAAUGGCUUGAACGAUUUGCCAAAAUCAUAUUUAUCAUGUUUGUGUUUCACUUCUGACCCGAUGACUUCCAUUAUCGUGCACAUUUGGCUGAUCUUAGUCUGAUGCACUUUUUCAACCAAUGUCUUUAGUGGCAAAACCGCCGCCAACUACAAUACAAAGGUUUUUCAGACUGCGA